AUGUCCAAGACAAAUCAGACCAUGGUGACAGAAUUCAUUCUCCUGGGACUGACUGACCGUCCAGAGUUGCAGCCUGCCCUCUUUGUAAUAUUUUUAGUGAUCUACUUCAUCACUGUAGUAGGGAAUGUGGGAAUGAUUGUAUUGAUUAGGAUAGACUCCACACUUCACACUCCCAUGUACUUUUUCCUCAGUCACUUAUCUUUUGUGGAUCUUUGUUAUUCCACCAAUGUCACACCUCAAAUGCUGGUCAACUUUUUAUCUCAAAGAAAAAAUAUUUCCUUUGUUGGAUGCUUCAUACAGUUUAAUUUUUUCAUUUCCUUAGUGAUCACUGAUUAUUACAUGCUCACUGUUAUGGCCUAUGACCGUUACAUGGCUAUUUGUAAUCCACUUCUCUAUAGUAGCAAAAUGUCUAAGAACAUCUGCAUCUCCCUGGUCACAGCACCCUAUGUUUAUGGUUUUGCCAAUGGUCUGAUACAAACCAUCCUGAUGCUUCGUCUAUCAUUCUGUGGCCCUAAUGAGAUUAACCACUUCUACUGUGCUGACCCACCUCUCAUGGUCCUGGCCUGCUCAGACACUUACAUCAAAGAAACUGCCAUGUUUGUAGUUGCUGGUUCCAACCUCACCUGUUCUCUCACAAUCAUUCUCAUUUCUUACAUGUUUAUCUUUAUAACCAUCCUACGCAUGCAUUCAACUGAAGGCAGACGAAAAGCUUUCUCUACCUGUGGCUCCCAUCUGACAGCAGUCACUGUCUUUUAUGGGACUCUUUUUUGCAUGUAUCUAAGGCCUCCCUCAGAGUCAUCUGUAGAACAAGGAAAAAUUGUAGCAGUUUUCUAUAUUUUUGUGAGUCCUAUGUUAAAUCCCUUGAUCUAUAGCCUGAGGAAUAAGGAUGUAAAGAAUGCUGUAAAGAAAAUUAUCAGAAGUAAUUUUUGUGAGAGAAUACUCAUAUAA
Messenger RNA from Monodelphis domestica (gray short-tailed opossum), 948 nucleotides. RefSeq names its product olfactory receptor 5M5. NCBI's taxonomy places the organism in Eukaryota, Metazoa, Chordata, Mammalia, Didelphimorphia, Didelphidae. Gene Ontology annotation, cellular component: membrane. Gene Ontology annotation, biological process: G protein-coupled receptor signaling pathway. Gene Ontology annotation, molecular function: olfactory receptor activity; G protein-coupled receptor activity. The record is from RefSeq and is a predicted model, not a curated record.